AUGGGUGCUAACUACAACUUACUAGGCCGUUCUAUUCCUCCACACUACCUCUCGCUGGCCACCAUUGGAGCCGUUGUUCUACUUGCAGCUCCAAAGCCAUGGGCCCCAGCUGUUAAGAAGGAGGCAGAAAUCAACGCAUCCUCUAAGGAGGAGGAGGCCUUUGUGAAGGCAUAUUUAGAGAAACACCUCUAG
Molecule: messenger RNA, 192 nt
Organism: Pichia kudriavzevii
Lineage: Eukaryota; Fungi; Ascomycota; Pichiomycetes; Pichiales; Pichiaceae
Exons: 1
Coding region: 1-192 (63 amino acids)
Biological process (GO): proton motive force-driven ATP synthesis
Source: RefSeq, a predicted model, not a curated record